CCGUCCCCGCCGCUGUGUCUGCCGGCGAUGGCGUCCCUUCUCAGAGCGGCGGUGCCCCUGCGCACCCUCGCGACCCGUGCGCUGCACACCGAGGCAGCGCAUACACCAGCCACGACACCACACGCGCUCUCCCUCAUCCGCUCGCAACCCUCGCAGUACGUCGUCGCCUCCGUUGCCGGCAGAAAAUACCUGCUCGCACCCCGCGACCUCCUCACGGUGCCCCGCCUCAAGGACGUGCAGGUUGGCGACGUCCUGGCGCUCUCGCAAAUCCACGAGGUCGGUUCGCGCGAGUUCACUAUGCGCGGCAGUCCCACGAUCCCGCCAGAAAAGGUCAAUGUCGAGGCGACCGUCGUGGAGCACACCAAGGGCAGGAUGGAGGUCAUCUUCAAGAAGAAGAGGAGAAAAGGCUACCAAAAGACCAUUAAGCACAAGCAGACAUACACGCGUCUCAGAAUCGGGUCCAUUGAUAUCAUAGACCAGUAGGAUAGCUAAUUGACAGCCAUUUUUCUACAACGAU
Molecule: messenger RNA, 517 nt
Organism: Rhodofomes roseus
Lineage: Eukaryota; Fungi; Basidiomycota; Agaricomycetes; Polyporales; Fomitopsidaceae
Product: ribosomal protein L21-like protein
Exons: 2
Coding region: 28-483 (151 amino acids)
Biological process (GO): translation
Cellular component (GO): mitochondrial large ribosomal subunit; ribosome
Molecular function (GO): RNA binding; structural constituent of ribosome
Source: RefSeq, a predicted model, not a curated record